UGAAUUAAAAAUGUGAGUAAGCCCAACUAACUUGAAACCAACUUUUCUAAUGUGCACAAAUCACCUUACCUUCAACUCAUUUGUAGUCGGAAUUAAUUUUACAAAUAGAAAUGGCAGCAGUUGAAGAGUGCAGUUCCAAUGGAGUCUCAAGAUGGUCCCUCAAAGGAAAGACUGCUCUCGUCACUGGUGGAACUCGUGGGAUUGGACAUGCCAUAGUUGAGGAUUUAUGUGGGUUUGGUGCUACCGUCCACACCUGUUCCAGAAACCAAGAUGAGCUUAAUAAUUGUUUGAAUCAAUGGCGUAGUAAAGGCUUUUUGGUGUCUGGAUCUGUGUGUGAUGUCUCAUCUCGAGAACAAAGGGAGAAGCUCAUUCAAGAAGUUGCCUCAAUCUUCAAUGGUAAACUUCACAUUUAUGUGAAUAAUGUUGGAGCAAACUUUAGGAAACCAACCAUUGAGUACACUGCUGAAGUAUAUUCAGAAAUUAUGGCAAUUAAUUUAGAUUCUGCAUAUCAUUUGUGUCAACUUACACAUCCUCUUCUAAAGGCAUAUGGAAUGGGAAGCAUUGUAUUCAUUUCCUCUAUUGCUGGCGUGGUGAGCUUAGGUACUGGAUCAGUCUAUGCAGCAAGUAAAGUGAUGUUUUCAGCUGCAAUCACUCAGCUUACAAAAAACUUGGCUUGUGAAUGGGCAAAAGAUGGCAUAAGGAGCAAUUGUGUUGUUCCUGCUACCACCAAUACACCACUUGUUGAACAUCUGCUUCGCAACAAGCAGUAUAUGGAUGAAAUGUUGUCUCGAACUCCUCUUGGACGCAUCGCAGAAUCUCAUGAAGUUUCAUCGUUGGUGGCUUUCCUUUGUCUGCCAGCUGCGUCUUACAUCACCGGACAAGUUAUUUGUGUUGAUGGAGGAUUAACUGUGAAUGGAUUCCAGCCCAGUAUGAGAAUAACAUAAUAUUCAUGCACUUCUUGGUUCAUUGUUAAGUAUUAAUUAUCUUUGGAACAAAGGAUUAACUGUGAAUGAUCUCUUUCAAUUUCAUUUUGGUAUAUGACUGUAGACACAUAAAAUUAAGCAAUCAAUAAGCUCUCUUUAACUCAA
Messenger RNA from Medicago truncatula (barrel medic), 1088 nucleotides. Its product is annotated as tropinone reductase homolog At5g06060. Bases 111 to 944 code for a protein of 277 amino acids. Gene Ontology annotation, molecular function: oxidoreductase activity. NCBI's taxonomy places the organism in Eukaryota, Viridiplantae, Streptophyta, Magnoliopsida, Fabales, Fabaceae. The transcript has 5 exons. The record is from RefSeq and is a predicted model, not a curated record.